Molecule: messenger RNA, 642 nt
Organism: Caenorhabditis bovis
Lineage: Eukaryota; Metazoa; Nematoda; Chromadorea; Rhabditida; Rhabditidae
Source: the annotation of a GenBank genome assembly
AUGAAUAUUUUCCGUCUCGCCGGUGAUUUGUCCCAUCUAUUCGCCAUUGUCAUUUUGCUGCUUAAAAUAUGGAAGUCUAGAAGUUGCGAAGGAAUAUCUGGCCGCUCGCAGAUUCUGUACGCUAUUGUGUUCAUCACAAGAUACUUGGAUCUGUUCACCAACUUUUAUUCGCUGUACAACAGCGUUAUGAAGUUGUUCUUCCUCGCCAGUUCCAUCGGAACCGUUUAUCUCAUGUGGUUCAAAUUCAAAGCAACAAACGACAGAAACAAUGACUCGCUUCGCAUCGAAUUCUUGUUGGUCCCAUGCGCUAUCCUUGCUCUUAUUAUUAACCACGAAUUUUUGUUCAUGGAGGUUCUCUGGACUUUUUCGAUCUAUCUCGAAGCUGUCGCCAUCAUGCCGCAACUCUUCAUGCUCUCUAGAACUGGAAACGCUGAAACAAUCACCGCUCACUAUUUGUUCGCCCUCGGAUCAUACAGAGGACUUUAUGUUCUUAACUGGAUCUACAGAUAUUACACUGAGAACUUUUUUGACCCAAUCGCUGUUGUUUCCGGAAUCGUUCAAACCGUCCUUUACGCCGAUUUCUUCUACCUUUACAUCACCCGUGUUCUCCAAUCCAAUCGCCAGUUCGAGAUGUCCGCAUAA